ACACCGGCAGUGGCGGCGGCAGCGCCGGCAGGGUCGGCAUGGGGAAGCAGAAGAAGGCGCGGAAGUACGCGGUCAUGAAGCGCAUGAUCAGCCUCCGGGAUGAGCGCAUUAAGGAGAAGGAUCGCGCAAAAGCCCCCGUGAAGAAGAAGGAGGACCCAAGUGCCAUCAAAGAGCGGGAGGUCCCCCAGCAUCCCUCUUGCUUGUUCUUCCAGUAUAAUACACAGCUGGGUCCCCCUUACCACAUCCUGGUUGACACUAACUUCAUCAACUUCUCCAUCAAGGCCAAACUGGACCUAGUGCAGUCAAUGAUGGACUGUCUCUAUGCCAAGUGUAUUCCAUGUAUCACAGAUUGUGUAAUGGGUGAAAUCGAGAAGUUAGGACAGAAGUACCGUGUGGCAUUAAGAAUUGCCAAGGACCCUCGGUUUGAACGCUUGCCAUGUAUGCACAAAGGAACCUACGCCGAUGACUGCUUGGUGCAGAGGGUCACUCAGCACAAAUGUUACAUUGUGGCCACAGUGGAUAAAGAGCUCAAGCGGAGAAUACGAAAAAUCCCUGGAGUGCCUAUAAUGUAUAUUUCCAGGCACAGGUACAAUAUUGAGAGGAUGCCAGAUGAUUAUGGAGCUCCUCGAUUCUAACCUGUCCAGUCAAGCCAUCAAUGCCAGGACUGUGAGCCAGGAUAAGGCUCCUUCUGAUUCCAGCCAUCCUGCUUUCUUCUUUUGUUGGAACUCUGCUCAUAGGACUGUGGAUAACCAAACUGUCUUCUUAACCUUGUUUUUCUAAGAAAAAGCUGUUUUGAAGGGUCUGAUUUUAUUCAUCCCUCCUCUGCCUUGGUACAAUUACCUACAACUGGGAGAAGCAAAUGGGAAACAGAGGACUGCAUGACCAAGAAUGUGCCUAGCUCAGUUGGACCAUUGGCGUUGGAGAAAGUGAUUUCAGCAUUCUGAAUUAAACAUUGAUGAUGCAACUCUGGCUGAGAAUGAAACCACAAGAGAUUUUAAAAGUUUCUUACCCCUGCACCUGGAGUGGGACAGGUAUUCCUUUGGGAAGCUACCUCACACCUGUUUAGUGAAAUCAGAAUCUGUAUUCUGCAGAAAAGACAUCAGAUAUGCACAAGUUGGUAACUUUCUGAGAAAGCGGUCUAGAUUUUCAUUCAGAAUUGAUGGGCUUUUAUUCAACUGCACAGUGAAUUAAGUUUUAGUGGCCUCUCAGACUGCUCUCUGUACUUGGUUAGCUGGCAGCCCGGUCCUUUUGCUUACAUUUAGAGUGGUGGACAGCAGGACAGGGUUGGGUCAGGCCAGAUCUUUCCCUCCUGUUUGGGUCCUAUCCACUUCAAAGCCUUAUCACUUUUGUUACUUAUCAGGGACGAGAAGGAAUGUGUCUAAUGGGCAAAGGUAUUAAUGUGUGCUGGGAGCACAGUUGUUGUGGAGGAAUAAGAACAGUGGUUGCAAAUAAAGAGUCUUCCAGAGACCUGCAGAAUUUGUUGCAGGGAAGGAAGUAGUCAGGGAGGGAAGGAAAAUAAACUGUUAAGCCACAUGAAGAAAUGCAGGGGGAAAAGUAUUUCUAAGCCAUAACUCUGCAUUCUUAUACCUCCUCCAUUAUUCCUUCAUUUUUAGCAAUAUAAUUUGCUCUUAUGAUCUCUGCUGAGUGGUGAGGAGAGGGUCACCAGGAGCCAACAUGCCAAAGCACACUUCCUGGCCAAAAUGCUGGCGGUGUAGUACAGGAGAAGACUGAAAAUUUAUAUUCUUGAUAUAAUUAAGAAAAUUUCCAAACCUUAACAGAGCUUUAUCCUGUAGUCCCUUUACACUGAUUUGGCUGCAGAGGUGUCCACAAAGGCCAACAGCAUCCUUGCCUGCAUCAGAAAUAGUGUGGCCAGCAGGACUAGGGAAGCGAUCCUCCUGCUGUGCUGAGGAUCUGCCUCACUUGGUGUUGGUGAGGCUGCAUCCUGUGUUUAGUUCUGCAUCCCUCAUUGCAAGACAAGACAUUGAGAUGCUAAAGCAUGUCCAGAGAAGGGCAAUGGAGCUGGUGAAGGGCCUGGAGCACAAGUCUGGUGAGAAGCAACUGGGGGAGCUGGCUUUUAGUCUGGAGAAAACGCUUGGGGAAGACUUUACCACUCUUUACAACUACCAGAGAAAGGAGGGUGUAGCCAGGUGGGUGUCUCUUCUCCCAGAUAAUAGGUGACAGGAUGAGAGGAAAUGGCCUCAAGUUGUGCCAUGGGAAGAUUGGAUAUUGGGAAAAAUUUCUUCACUGAAAAGGUGCUCAAGCAUUGAAGCAGGCUGCCUAGGGAAGUGGUAGAAUCACUGGGCCUGGAAGUGUUAAAGUGUGGAUGUGGCACUUAGAGGCACAGUUUAGUGGUGGGUUUGGCAGUGUGGUGUUAAUGGUUGGACUCGAUGCCUUGGAGAUCUCUUCUAACCUUAACGAUUCUAUAAUAGCUGAACUUGGCUGUCUGUAUGCUGGACAGCAUUCAGUGAAGAUCAUUUCCUGUCUUUGGGAAAUGCUCUGACAUCCUGGUAACUUCCUUGCUAGCACCAUACCUCUACAGAUACUGCAAAGGAAACUUUGGGAACACAUCAGACCUACCCCUCCUGCUAUCUUCAGUUGUUGCAGGCUCACCUAUUAAACAUCCCUGAAAUAACAGCAUACUGACACUUUGAAAAUUUAGCCCCUUCCAGGCUAUCACAAUUAAAGUUAAUUUUCUCCACCUUCAGCCAGGAAGAAAGUAGCCAACAAUGGAGAGAUUUUACAGUUAGUAUAUAAUAUGUACAUUUCAAAAAUAAUAUCCUUAGUUUUGUUCUCUCAAUCCAAUCCGUAUUUCUUUAAGCUAAUGAUCAAGUAUUGUCAUGAAAAUUGAAACCCAAGUUUAGUCAAGCAAGGACUGAGAAACAGUUGUAGGAUUAGAUCUCUGUUACUUGCUUUUCAGAAUAAUUCUAGUUUUAAGACUUCUUUGAGUGAAUAGUUAACUAGAAUUGUUCCAGUUAACUAGAAUUGUUAUUAGAAUUAACCUAAACAGAAGGAGGCUGGAGAAGAAAGAAGAAAGGAAUGGACACUUAGGGUAACAUUUGAUAAUAGUCUUUCUGGCAUGUAAGAGGUCAAAGGCACAGCAGCCUGAUGAAUUUGGGGAUUUUUAUACCUGCCAGCAGAAUGUCUUUUGCAGGGACUUCAUGAAAAUAUAUGUAUUUAGCAUGAAUGGUGGGUAGGAGUCAAACUAAAUGUGCACAUUUACUGAAAUCUUUUAUUCCUUUUAGUCUGCCUUGUUUCAGUAAAAGGAUGAGGAAUCUGGAAUAGGUAUAAGGCAAUUGCUAAAGAUGUGUUAGGAGGGUUGGAGCAUGAGCAGAAGAAAGUAUUGGCAGUGAGCAAACGCAUGAGGAAAUUUUUAUUAUGGUAAGACAAAAAACUUGGCUAUUAACUCGAAGAGCCUGGUCAGAAGAUGAAUAGGAGAGGACCACCUGAAUGAUCAUCUAUUUCUCCUGCAAUGCCAGGGAACCUGUGUACCAAACACUUGGUUCAGAGGAAAAUAUUUACUGCAUGCACACAAUGGCAUCCCAGUGUCUGAUCCAAUUUACAGUAUGUCAGAGGAGGGAAGAUCAUUGUCGCAGGAAAGAGUUUGGCAAACUAGAAUGUUUUCAUGUUCCCACAAAUGAAGAACUCUCUCAGUCAAAAGCAGAAGAGAAAUUCCUUCCUGACACAACUCAGGCAGUUGGUUUAAACCUGCUCAGGAUUUAGAUAUCAGAUGCUUGCAGUGUUUCUUAGUAACUAGAGAAUUCAGCCUCCCUGCUAACAUCCUGCCUCCUGCUGUAGCCAGUUUCCAUAGCUUCAAAAGGCACAGAACAUACAGGAGCACCACAUAAAAAAAUCUGAAUAUAUGCAAAGAAUGAUAGAAAAUAAUUUAUUCUCCUUUCUGGAGCCACCAGAAGGUUUAAGAUUCAGAUGAAGAAAUUUAAGCUGCUGAUCCAAGAUGUGGCACUGGUUAAUUGAGGGGUAACUGAAAUGUGGUAUAAUAGCGUUUAGAAGCAGGAAGAACAUGAGCUAUUAAAAAAAAAAAAAAAAGACCUGACCCAAACCAAUAUGAUGGCACCCUUUAAUGUUACAGACUGAACAGAAUAAAAUAAAAAUAACAUAUUCUGAAUAAAAGAAUCAGAGGGCAUAAUGUGAACUUAACAGGGUUGUUUUAGGGACAAGGUAACAUUGGGUAAAGCCAUUUUGUGUGGUGGGAGUCAACUGUACCGCAAUCUAAACCAGAUUUGAAUUUUGAAAAAGCAUCUGUCAAGUUAUUUGGAAGUUACAUUUU
This is a messenger RNA of Pseudopodoces humilis (Tibetan ground-tit), 4285 nucleotides long. It is a transcript of the gene FCF1, whose product is annotated as FCF1 rRNA-processing protein. Lineage: Eukaryota; Metazoa; Chordata; Aves; Passeriformes; Paridae. Gene Ontology annotation, cellular component: small-subunit processome. The record is from RefSeq and is a predicted model, not a curated record.